AGACAGAAGAAGCAGAGCGCAGAGCCGCGGUGUGCCCGAGCUUUGCUGCAGCUGUGCUGCAUCCAUCCUCCCAAAUGUGGGACUGUAUGACCCGAUCGCUGUUUAACAACGCAGACUGCUUAACAACGCUGAGCUCCCGAGCAGCAACUCCUCGGCCCUCUCCGAUCAGCGCCGCUGAAUUAAAGAGACAAGCGUGUACAGAAAAUAGAGCAAACCCAAAACGAAACACAGAGAUUAUCCACAGGGAGCCGCGGCGCCCCGGGGCGCAGCCCUAGUGCUUUAAGCUGCCCACCUCCGGAGGCCGAGACAGCAGCUGUCCGCUAUUUAUACUCAGCGGCGGAGCCGGGUGCCCUGCGCGGGGCGGUGCUGGGAGCGGCGGGGCUCGGGCCGAGCUGCCAUGGCCACACCGCUAUCGUCCACGCCGGUGAGUGGGAGCCGCGGCCGUGGCUCUGUCGCCGCUUCUCCGCUCAGCCCGACGCGGCUCAGCCGGUUGCAAGAGAAGGAGGAGCUGCAGCACCUCAAUGACCGCCUGGCCGCCUACAUCGAGCGGGUGCGGACGCUGGAGGCCGACAAGUUGUUGCUGCAGCAGCGUCUGGUCGACCUGGAGGAUGGCAGCGGUCGGGAGCUGAGCUGCCUGCGGCUCCGCUACGAGACGGAGCUGGCCGACGCCCGCCGUGCACUGGAUGAUAUCGCUAUCGAACGGGCCGCGCUGCAGGUGGAGCUGGGCAAGAUCGGCGAGGAGCACCGGCAGCUGCACAGCAGGAAUUCAAAGAAAGAAGCUGACUUGAACCUGGCACAGGCUCGUAUGAGAGAUCUUGAUGCUCAGCUGAAUGCAAAGGAAGCUGACCUGGCAACAGCUUUGAACGAGAACCGGACUUUGGAGAAUGGCCUCCGUGAGUUAAAGGACCAAGUAGCCGCUCUGGAGCAGUCACUACAAGAUGCCAAAACGCAUCUCAACAGUGAAAUGUUGAGAAGGGUGGACCUGGAAAAUCAUUUGAAAACUUUGAAGGAAAAAAUGUCAUUCCAGAAGUGUCUUCAUGAAGAUGAGCUCAAGGAGAUAAAAAGAGUCCAUGAGAGCAGAAUAACAGAAAUGGAGUCUGGUCGUCGGAGAGAAUUUGAGAGUAAGCUCUCAGAUGCUCUGCAGGGGCUCAGAAAACAGCAUGAAGAACAAAUUCAAGGAUACAAAGAAGAACUGCAGCGAACGUUCAAUGCAAAAGUGGAGAAUGCCCAGCUUUCUGCAGCAAGAAAUAGUGAGUUUGCCAAUGCAGUUCGAGAUGAGUUAAUGGAAACAAAGCUUAAAGUUGGUGAUCUGACAUCUGAAAUUAAACACUAUCAAAGCCAGAAUGCUGCUUUGGAGAACAGAGUGAAGGAGCUACAGGAGACGCUGGAUAAAGAUCGUGAUCUACAUCGAAAGUGUAUGGCUGAAAAAGAGAAAGAAAUGGCACAAGCCCAGAAAAAAGUUCAAGAACAGUUGGAAGAAUAUGAGCAUCUCUUAGAUGUGAAACUAGCUCUAGAUCUGGAAAUAAAUGCCUACAGGAAGAUGCUGGAAGGAGAGGAACAGAGGCUGAACAUAUCACCAAGUGCAACUUCACAUAGUAUUGCAACUCAAGCAACAAGUGAAGGGCGACGGUUUUUGCAUGGGAGAAAACGAAAAAUGAAAGCCAAAAAGAGAGAACAUAGUGCUGGGUUUAAGACUGUUCAGCACGCUUCAUCUUCUGGAAAAGUGUCUAUUGAAGAAAUUGAUGCAGAUGGGAAUUUCGUCAGGCUUAAAAACAACUCUGAUGAGGAUCAGCCACUACAUGGAUGGGUGCUGAGAAGACGUCUUGAGAGUGUGUCAGAUGUAACAUACAAAUUCCCCCCACAGUUCACUCUUCAGGCAGGCCAAGUAGUUACGAUCUGGGGUACAGCUGCUGGUGUAAGCCCAGGUCCCAGUGACCUGAUCUGGAAGUCUCAGAAGUCUUGGGGAUCUGGGUUUAACAUUGGUGUUACACUCGUUACAGAUGAAGGUGAGGAACUGGCAGAGAGAAAAUUAAUGCAUGUACCCAGGGGAGAAGAAAGUGGUGACCAAGAUGAUGAGUAUGAAGAACUAAUGGGAAGUGAAGUGGAGCUUCCAUCUCAGACCAAAAGAAGAAAAAAGAAAUGUUGUUUGGUUUCAUGAUAGUGAUUCCUGUGAGCAUCCUGAAGCAGCAAAAUGAAGAUCCCAGCUGUUCCAUCAUGUAGUAUGGACAUGGAGAUGAUCACCUGAGAAUGCUUCUAAACCUCAAGUGACAUUUUUGGACUUAAGUGUGUGGUGGUACCUUCCACAAUAUCUGAGAAUAACUUGGAAUUUACAUCUCCCAUCUGACCUCUUCGUAAGAAAGGCUGUCCAUGACAUAAUACCUCCUGCCUUCUGGUACUGUACCCUGUGCUGGAUUCACUGAUACAAAGAUCAGUAGAAUACAAGCUCUGUAGGAAGUUCUUUCACUCAGUCACAAGGAUUUGAUUUCCAUGACCUGCUGAAACAGGAGUGUGCAUCAUUCACAAAGCUGUUAGGUGUCCUAGAAGGAUGAUAAAUAAUUGAGACUGAGCAUAGGCUGUCUCAGCUUUCUUAAUAUUCUGGUAUGGUGUUGCUCCAAAGGCAAUUUCUAUUUCAAGCCAGAGUGGGUAACUACAUGUGCUGAGUCAUGUCACAGCUUGGAUAUUCAGCAAUUCUGAACUUGUAAGCAGUAACACUUCCUGAAGAGUGCUGACUAUCUGAAAUGGUUUCUGCUCAUAUCCUGAUGCUGGCAUGUCUAGAUCACUUGCUGAAGAACUUCCUAGAACAACAAAUUGUUUCAAGUCAAAUGAAGCUGUGAUGUAUUCCUCUUGUUUAUUAAAUGUACUGUUUCUUUAUUCUAGUACAUAGAAAUUACCAACUGCAGUAUUCAAUAUUUCUAGAUGCAGCAUAGCUUUUAGUUCUGAUUUACUGGAACCAUAACAUGGACAGAUAAAUCCUGCAAAUGUGAAACAUUCCAACAGGAGGUACAGUAACUAGCAAUAUUAGCACUCUAGUCCCAAAAAGCCUUCUAAGUGGCUAGGAAAAAAAUACUGGCUAAAAAAAAUCAAAAUGACAAAGGUGCAUUAAAAUGUUAGCUCUUAGACUCUCUGUGUACUGAAUGUCUGACACAAGGACAGACUGCAGUCCUGCUUUGUAUUUCUAGCCGGGAAGCGGGGUGGAGUACUAUCUGUUGGCCAGUAUUUAAUUUAAUAGCUUUGUAGCUGUCUGAAGGCUGACCCCGAGCCCUUAGAAACCAUGUAGUCAGCCUUUAUAAUCCCUUCUUUCAGGCUGUUUACCAAAAUGCUUACCUGAUGGUUAUAUGGCAAAGUAAGAACCUUGAUGAGCCUUGCAGGUCCUCCUCUCUUUAAGAGUAUAAGCAGCUGAUGUUGCAGAUCAGUCAGUGCUGGGUUUUUCAUCUGCAUCUGUUACCUUACCAAAAUAUUAAGUUCUGAGUUUUGAGAUCUGUUCUAUAUUUGGAUGCUGUUAUUAAUAUGAGGAUUUUCUUACACAAGCUUAAUGUUCUUAAAUUAAGCUGUUUAAGUCUUUAAAAAGAUGAAAACUAAUGCUGGUUUAAUGCAUUUUAUCAGUUUCGAAUUCCUGUUAUACCUUGUGCCCCAUAGAGAAAUAAAUGUUGCUAUAUCUUUCUAUAUUUAUCUUUAUGUUGAACUUUUUAUUGUUAAAGAGAUUUUUCAUGAGCAAAUAUUAAAGUCUAAGAUAUUUAUAGGUAAAUUAAAUAAAAGUUGGUUUAUUGUUCAUUUUUCUUGAGUAAGCUUGAAUAACUUGGAAUAGUACAGCUCCCUGAAUAGCUUUAAGAAACCUUCACCCCUAUACUAUACUGUUCUGUUUACAUCCAUCACUCAGUUCCUCAAAUAAAGGUUAAUUGUAAUGA
Molecule: messenger RNA, 3905 nt
Organism: Coturnix japonica (Japanese quail)
Lineage: Eukaryota; Metazoa; Chordata; Aves; Galliformes; Phasianidae
Product: lamin-B3-like
Biological process (GO): heterochromatin formation; nuclear pore localization; nuclear migration
Cellular component (GO): nuclear envelope; nuclear lamina
Molecular function (GO): structural constituent of cytoskeleton
Source: RefSeq, a predicted model, not a curated record